GAAUAAUGUGAGUGUGCUUGGAAAGGAGACCUUCUGCUCCCGGGACUCGGGGCAAGCGCUUGCAGGUUGCCUUUCCCGGUCAGGGGAGCUCAACUCAGCCGGCUCGAGGGCACCGAUCUGCGAUUUCUCUCUCGGUGGCCGUUCUGUGUGGGUGCCAAGUUCCUCACAUGAUUUAAUGGAUAAGAAGGAGAUGUCAGUGAAAAAAAGGAUCCAGAAUGAUUACUAACCUAUGACUCCCAACAGUAUGACAGAAAAUGGCCUUCCAGCCUGGGACAAACCGAAGCAUUAUCCAGACCGAGAACACAACUGGAAGCUAGGAGGAAUGUCUGAAGCCUGCCUACACAGGAAGAGCCAUUCAGAGAGACGUAGCACAUUGAAAAAUGAACAGUCGUCUCCACAUCUCAUCCAGGCCACUUGGACUAGCUCAAUAUUCCAUCUGGACCAUGACGAUGUGAAUGAUCAAAGUGUCUCAAGCGCCCAGACCUUCCAAACAGAAGAGAAGAAAUGUAAAGGGUACAUACCCAGUUACUUAGACAAGGACGAGCUAUGUGUAGUGUGUGGUGACAAAGCCACCGGGUAUCACUACCGCUGCAUCACGUGUGAAGGCUGCAAGGGUUUCUUUAGAAGAACCAUUCAGAAAAAUCUCCAUCCGUCAUACUCCUGUAAAUAUGAAGGAAAAUGUGUCAUAGACAAAGUUACGCGAAAUCAGUGCCAGGAAUGUCGCUUUAAAAAAUGCAUCUAUGUUGGCAUGGCAACAGAUUUGGUGCUGGAUGACAGCAAGCGACUGGCAAAAAGGAAGCUGAUAGAAGAGAACCGGGAAAAGAGGCGGCGGGAAGAGUUGCAGAAAUCCAUGGGUCACAAGCCUGAGCCCACAGAUGAGGAAUGGGAGCUAAUCAAAACCGUCACCGAAGCCCAUGUAGCCACCAAUGCCCAAGGCAGCCACUGGAAGCAGAAGCGGAAAUUCCUGCCUGAAGAUAUUGGACAAGCACCAAUAGUAAAUGCCCCAGAAGGUGGAAAGGUUGACUUGGAAGCCUUCAGCCAUUUUACAAAAAUCAUCACACCAGCAAUUACCAGAGUGGUGGAUUUUGCCAAAAAGUUGCCUAUGUUUUGUGAGCUGCCAUGUGAAGACCAGAUAAUCCUCCUCAAAGGCUGCUGCAUGGAGAUCAUGUCUCUUCGCGCUGCGGUGCGCUAUGACCCAGAAAGUGAGACUUUAACUCUGAAUGGAGAAAUGGCAGUAACACGAGGCCAGCUGAAAAACGGGGGUCUUGGGGUAGUGUCAGAUGCCAUCUUUGACCUGGGCAUGUCCCUUUCUUCUUUCAACCUGGAUGACACUGAAGUAGCCCUUCUGCAAGCCGUUUUGCUCAUGUCUUCAGAUCGCCCAGGGCUCGCCUGUGUUGAAAGAAUAGAAAAAUACCAAGAUAGUUUUCUGCUGGCCUUUGAACACUAUAUCAAUUACCGAAAACACCAUGUGACACACUUUUGGCCAAAACUCCUGAUGAAGGUAACAGAUCUGCGGAUGAUUGGAGCCUGCCAUGCCAGCCGCUUCCUGCACAUGAAGGUGGAAUGCCCCACGGAACUCUUCCCCCCUUUGUUCUUGGAAGUGUUCGAAGAUUAGACAGACUGAAUUCAUUCUCAUAAUUCCUACAGCACUACGGGGUGUCAUUUCAUUCCAUUGCCUAGCUCUUUUUUUUGUUUGUUUCUUUGUGUUGGGGGGUGAUUAUUUGGG
Molecule: messenger RNA, 1726 nt
Organism: Chrysochloris asiatica (Cape golden mole)
Lineage: Eukaryota; Metazoa; Chordata; Mammalia; Afrosoricida; Chrysochloridae
Gene: THRB
Product: thyroid hormone receptor, beta
Exons: 10
Coding region: 230-1615 (461 amino acids)
Biological process (GO): retinoic acid receptor signaling pathway; cell differentiation; negative regulation of transcription by RNA polymerase II
Molecular function (GO): nuclear receptor activity; zinc ion binding; RNA polymerase II cis-regulatory region sequence-specific DNA binding
Source: RefSeq, a predicted model, not a curated record